Messenger RNA from Diaporthe citri, 2964 nucleotides. RefSeq lists its product as uncharacterized. The record is from RefSeq and is a predicted model, not a curated record. The coding region runs from base 1 to 2964 and encodes 987 amino acids. Gene Ontology annotation, molecular function: protein binding. The transcript has a single exon. NCBI's taxonomy places the organism in Eukaryota, Fungi, Ascomycota, Sordariomycetes, Diaporthales, Diaporthaceae.
AUGAAUCACACCUCGAGCCUUCUCGAUGACAGAAGAGGCUCCGGCAAGGAUGACGAGCACCACGAGAACCAUCUCGAUCGAGACCACGACGAGGCCGAGCGAUUUUGGACCACGGAUGUUGACUGGUCUGCCGCCAGCUUCCCCGAGCUUUCGAAUGCCCGAGGUGUCGAUCAACUUCUCACACUUGCCGCCCCGCCCUUGCUCGUAUUCAGAAAAGUUCAGAUAGAUUCUUCGAGGUCCAAUCUUGGGCCGGAAAGGCUUACUCUGGACGGAUCAAGUCAGUCAAUGGAAGACUUGGAGGCCGUGGCUGUCGAUGAAGCACUGGACAACGCCCAUCAAGAGGAAUACCAGGAGCAUAGCAAACAAGACGAGCCAACGCCGGCGCAGCAAGUUGACGCCUAUUCAAAACGACGAAGGGCUCCGGUGCUUCUAAGUCGAAGGGACAAGAGUCAACUCGAGAUUGUGCGGCAUACGUGCCAGAAGGAAAAGACGAACUUUGCUAAUGCAUCCGCUGAUUUCAUCUCCUGGAAAAGACUGCUUAAAGAAAUAUCGAACCCCGAGAGCAGAAGUCCUUCCUUCAUUGAACGUCGGAUGCACCAUGACAUCCUUACACUCGACAGCAUCGAUUCCAUGAGGGCUUUUCUGAGCUACUCGUCCCCGGCCCACAAACGCAAGGCGAGAGACAGGAUUCUGCUAUGCACUACGCUUCGAUAUGCUCCUGAAAAGGGUGCCAUGCUGCUCCAAGCAUUAUUGUCGGCUUCGCGCCUACCAUUCUACAUGGUUGAAGAUAGCCUUGGUUUUCUGGCCUACAAUCUUCGCCAGAUGGAAGCAGGCGUGAAACAAAGCUGUGCCCGCGAAUUGGCUGAUGCGGUCCUUCAAAUGUUUCAGCUCACAGAGAAGGGGUUUAUCCGCCUGAUGCAGAACACCGUCUACUCUAUCAUGGAUGCGCUCCCACCGAGUCAACUUGAAAAUUGGUUUCAUCAGCUCGUGGCCCAUGAAACCCCGCUGCCCAAGUACACCUUGCUGCAGUUUGCGAGUCGCUUCGCAAAGAUGUCUGCGACGAAGGACUUGUCUCUCGAUAUCUGGCGGGACCUGUGCGAGACCAAAUCCCUGGAUAUCAACACGCCCCUUGGCGCCAGUAUCUGCACCUCGUUGCUCACCUUCAAAGAUGAUGAUUUGCAUGCACUGGACGAGAACUCAGCGACACCUGCUGAGCUCUUUCAAUCUCUUCUUGACUUGGGCCUUGUACCGAACGUCAUCACUUAUACAUGUAUCAUUCACAGCCUUUGCGUUAGGAAAGAAUUACGGACUGCCAUGGAAGUCUUUGAGGUUAUGAAGCAACAUGGUAUCCAACCAGACGAACAUACAUACUCGGUCAUGAUAAACGGCUGCAAAUCAUGUGGAGACUUUGGAACAAUGCUGCGCUUCGCACUCGACGCUCGUGCUGCAGACAUUCGAGAUCCCGUGGUAUGGAAUGACAUUAUCCACGCCACAUUCCUCGCCUGCCUCAAGGAACCUCGCGUCCCAGGUGGAGUGCGCCGGGCCCGAUGUAUCGUCUGGGGCCCAAUGAACGCAAUCUUCACCCGCUUCUUCCAACCCGAGCCUCUGAGAUCACUCAUAACAACACAAUUUACUGACGUCCGCGACUUCAUGGAGAAGCAGGGGUUCGUCCCGAGUAGGAUGCAGGGCGUAUUCUAUGAGAUUCCACCUCUGCCCCCCAGGGAAGUCGUUCAACCGACAUCUUCAACAUUAGGUCUCAUGGUCUUGGGUUUCGUCCGGCAUCUCCCCAGGCCUAUUGAAGUGGUUCGAUUCUAUGACCAUUUCAAGAAAAUGCUCAAAGAAGGGAAUCCGGUGGCGCAAAUUAUCGUCCAGGAACAAGGAUCAAUUGUCCACAAUAUCGUUCUCAGGGCCUUGCUCAAAUGGAAAGGCACGCUUCGAAUCAUGCUGGACAUCAUCAGAGAUAUGAUGACUGAUAUCAGUCCAGCCGCGGCUGCAACUAUCCCUUCGUCACAGCACAAAUCUGAGCCACAGACCAGUCAAUCUUCACCAAAUCUGGCUACGAACAUUCAACAAAUGGCUGUCGACUUCGAUAUCUCAGGGAUUGGAGCAGACAACACGACCGCUGCUGCUGACAUUGUGGAAUCAGAAAGGGAAAUAGCAGAUGGGGAACAAUCUCCACUUGAUGCAAUCCUAUCAAACGUGGGCGAUGUUUCUGGAGAAGCAAGACCUCCAAUCCGCCACCCUCGACCUAGCGUCUAUACUUGGAGUAUUCUCCUCAAGGCUUUCAUGUCGAACCGCCGGACACAAGAAGCCGAGCACAUCUUGAAGCUCAUGCAGCUCCAUGGAGUCAAGCCCAACAUCGUCACGUGGAACACACUCGCAGCAGAGUAUGCCCGGCUCGGGAAUACCAAGCAGGCCGUGGAGGCCAUGAGCCGCCUCGAAGCCGCGGGCUUCAAGAGCGACGACUGGACCCUGCGAGCAUUCUCGAGAAUCAGCAACAAGGCCAAGGCGAUCGCGCUGAUGGAGCAAAAGGUGGAAGAAAACAAGUUGGCCAAGGCGGCGGUUGAAGAGAGGGAACGGCAGCAGCAGCAACAGGGAGAUGAGGCAGGAAUCGAGGAGAUUUCGACUUCAGAAGACGAAAUGGAAGGAAACGGUUUGUCUGCUCGACAGGAACAGGAUCCAGAGAUACACGAGGGCGUGAGGCAGUGGUCACCUAGAGAGGAGACGCCCUCACCGGGCAAGGAGACACAAUCAGAGCUCCAGGGUUCAAGCAGGCCUGCGGAAGAACCGCGGUCAGUGUCCGGAGAGGCGACAGAGGCGCCGCGCGAGGAGGCUCAGGAGCCAGUUGCAAAGGCACCCGUUCCGGCAAAGCCGGAUCUUGGUGCCUGGGACGACUUCUUGUGGAACUACGCUGCGGAGCCCGAGCCCGAGGAGCAGGACAAGGGGGAGGAGUCGGGGGCUUAG